Pyrenophora tritici-repentis Pt-1C-BFP is the source of this 1746-nucleotide messenger RNA. Lineage: Eukaryota; Fungi; Ascomycota; Dothideomycetes; Pleosporales; Pleosporaceae. The record is from RefSeq and is a predicted model, not a curated record.
AUGUCUUCAAAACAAAAGACGCAGAAGAAGCCAAAGGCGGCCAAGGAGGCGCAGAAACAGACUCCGCGUAUGACGGCACCGGAAUUUCUCAUCAGUAUCGGAAGGGCAAUGGCACUUCUGUUAAUUGCAGGCGUUGCAUCUCCCAUUUCGCAGCUCAACUUGUCGCCCGUCUAUGGAUCCAUUCCAGCAUCCCUGCACCACCAGCGGACUAUGACACUCACUGCCGUCGCAGCCCUGCUGGUAAGACGAGGACUCAAGAGCUAUGUGUCUGUGAAUGUUUCCCAGUACAUCGCUGUGGUUGCAUACUGGACGCCUGUUAUACAAUUCCUGCUCUUCCAGUACAGUGAGAAACUCGGUAUUGAGUACGGACCAUUCAUCGUCGAAUCCCUAACAUACUUCCCUCUGCUAUUCCUAUCGGUUUACGGCGCCAUGGACUUCUUCGAUUGCUUCGAUCUUAUUGGAUAUCAGUCAUCACCAUUGAAGGAGGCCAUCAUUCCUACCGCAUCGUACUUUACCAUUUCUACCGUGGCCAAGAUGAGCAGCGCGCUCAUUCCAAACUUCAUCGGCACAUCCAUCUACUUCACCCGCAUUGGAAUGCAGUUGUUGCUCGCAUCUGCCUCUGCUUUCCUCACCCCAUCCCGCGUCAUCGUCUUCGCUUUUCCAGCUAUCCUUCACACACUUUGGGCCAACCCGCAUCAUCCCUCGGCUCACGGCUUCCAACUGGCAAACUCUACUCUCCAAGCCACGCAAAACUUUACAAUUCUUGCUCGCCAAGAAUCAAUCACAGGCUACGUCUCCGUCAUCGAAAAUGACGCAGACAAUGCCUUCCGCCUCCUCCGCUGCGACCACUCCCUCCUCGGAGGCGAAUGGCUCGUAACACCCGACGCCUACUCCAAAGGCCAACGCCAACGCGAAUCCAUCUUCGCCGUCUUCGUCCUCCUCGAAGCCGUCCGCCUCGUAGAACCCGCCGUACCCUCACUCCCCACCCUCCCCGACAGCGAAAAGUCGGCUUUGGUAAUCGGUCUCGGCAUCGGCACCGCACCCAACGCCAUGAUCGCCCACGGCCUCAACACCACCAUCGUCGAGCUCGACCCCGUCGUACACUACUACGCAACCAAGUACUUCAACCUGAGUCCCAAACACACGGCCGUCAUCGACGACGCCACCGCCUACGUCGCCCGCACCUCCGUGUCCGCCCCAGGAAGCUUCGACUACAUCAUGCACGACGUCUUCACGGGCGGCGCAGAACCCGUCUACCUCUUCACCACAGAAUUCAUGCAAGGUCUGUACGACCUCCUUAAAGACGACGGCGUCGUCGCGAUAAACUACGCCGGAGACCUCAGUCUAGGCUCCACCAAACUCGUCCUCAACACCAUCCACGCCAUCUUCCCCGCCUGCCGCCUCUUUCGCGACACGCCGCCGCGCGAAGACCAUAAAGAGGGUGAUGCCGAUUUCAUCAACAUGGUUGUUUUUUGCGUGAAAAGAGAUCAUGAGUUGGGGAAGAAGGCUAUUCGGUUUAGGGAUGCGACGGCAAAGGAUUUGCUGGGUAGUCUUGCGAGGAAUAACUUUUUACAGCCGAGGGAGGCAUUGGAGGUCAAGUAUGAGUUUGUGAGGGAGGAAGAAGGCGGGAAGGUCAUGGGGAAUAAGGAUGUAGGGGCUUUGGAGAAGUUUCAUAAGGAUGGCGCGGUUAGUCAUUGGAGGAUUAUGAGGAGUGUGUUGCCGGCGGGGGUGUGGGAGAUGUGGUAA